AGAACUGUAUGCUCCGAAACAACGAAACCAAAACUGCGUUUCGCCAAUGCCCUCGUUUGGCGCUUAAAAAAAGAGAAAGAAAACGUAAAUGCACGGUGUGCAAUUAUUUGUAUUUUAUAGCAACGAGUAACUUCAUGUACACAUACAAAUUUUGUUGAUGCUUGGAAGUACAGGUUACCACGUAAUUAGCGAUGUCAACAUGUCAAUGCGUCGCCAGCGUCACCGCUGCUGGCUGCUGCUUCCGAGUCCAGGCACUUUCGUUCGUGCGCGCGUUUGCACAUUAGUGACAUAACCAAGUUUUCCGCCCACUUCAUUUACUUCCUCGUUCUGCGUUUGCAAAAUUCGCGAACCUCUAUACUGAUCUCGCAAAAUAUGCAAGGGCGCGUGCCAGAUCACUCGUGCUUUGGGCCAGCGUAACAGGCAGUCAGCCCCCAUGUUUACACUGCGCGUACACGUUUCAGCGAAACUUCGUAAUGGUGACUUUCUACUUGCUGGGAGCUGCACUGACGAUUGCCGUCUCGACCGCAGGAGAUUGCAUCACGGAUCUGAGUAGGCUUCCUUGGCUUCGCGCGCUAGCUGACAACGUGACGCACGGUUUGAUCGCAUUGCUAUGCUGGAUAAUGGUUUCGGGUCGGCCGCUGCAAAAGGCGAGCAUGCAAGACAGCCUGCUCUGCGGCUUUUUUGGCUGUGCCAUCGAUGUUGAUCACUUUCUGGCCGCAAGAUCUCUGAAUAUAGAGAAUGCCACAGGCCUGAAGACAAGACCGUUUCUACACUGUAGCUCAGUUGUGCUUGCAAGCUUGUCAGUUAUUGCACUUUUGGGAAAGCUAUUGGGACUGGCACAGGUCUACAAAGUGGCGCUGAUCGCUUUAGCGGCAGUGGCAUCGCAUCACCUGAGAGACUCUAUACGGAGGGGCUUGUGGCUGUGGCCCUUUGGCAGUACGAGCCCUCUGAAGUUGUACAUCUACUACCUUGGACUUGCAUGCACGGUGUUAAUUGCAAUGGCGGCCAUGAAGCACAUCCCUCAACAGAGAACCACUGCUGACAUACCUCUAGUGAGAAUUGUGUAACGUGUUCCAUUCAAAUAAAAGCCACAAAACCA
This is a messenger RNA of Dermacentor albipictus, 1099 nucleotides long. Its product is annotated as transmembrane protein 267. Lineage: Eukaryota; Metazoa; Arthropoda; Arachnida; Ixodida; Ixodidae. The record is from RefSeq and is a predicted model, not a curated record.